Phyllostomus hastatus (greater spear-nosed bat) is the source of this 776-nucleotide messenger RNA. It is a transcript of the gene PTRH2, whose product is annotated as peptidyl-tRNA hydrolase 2. The record is from RefSeq and is a predicted model, not a curated record. Gene Ontology annotation, molecular function: peptidyl-tRNA hydrolase activity. Lineage: Eukaryota; Metazoa; Chordata; Mammalia; Chiroptera; Phyllostomidae. The transcript has 2 exons. The coding region runs from base 153 to 692 and encodes 179 amino acids. Gene Ontology annotation, cellular component: cytosol; mitochondrion. Gene Ontology annotation, biological process: positive regulation of anoikis; negative regulation of anoikis.
GGCGAGAGGAAGAAUGACUGUUCUCUUAGCAGUUCUCGAUCCGGAACUUGUCAAGGAACUACGGAAACGGUAGUCCGCGCGCUGGAAGCGUGUUCGCUACUCAGAACCGAAGAACCUAAAGACGCCGGUGAGUUGAGGGGACGUGCUGUAGGAUGCUCUCCAAAUCCUUGGUUAUGGAAUAUCUGGCUCAUCCUGGUACACUCAGCUUGGCUGCUGGAAUAGCAUGUGGCAUGUGCCUGGGCUGGGGCCUCCGAGUACACUUUGGGACGGUCCCCAAAAGCUCAGUGAAUGAGACAGACACAGAGACCAGAACUGAAGCAAGCAUCUUAGGAGAGAGUGGGGAAUACAAAAUGAUUCUUGUGGUUCGAAAUGACUUAAAGAUGGGAAAAGGGAAAGUGGCUGCUCAGUGCUCUCACGCUGCCGUUUCUGCCUACAAGAAAAUUCAAAGGAGAAACCCUGAAUUGCUCAGACAGUGGGAAUACUGUGGCCAGCCCAAAGUGGUGGUCAAAGCCCCUGAUGAAGAAACUCUGAUCGCCUUGUUGACCCACGCGAAGAUGCUGGGACUGACUGUAAGUUUAAUCCAAGAUGCUGGACGUACUCAGAUUGCACCGGGCUCUCAAACUGUCCUAGGAAUUGGGCCAGGACCAGCAGACCUAAUUGACAAAGUCACUGGUCACCUAAAACUUUACUAGGUGGAAUUUUGUAUGAUGAUUGUCCCCCCACAAGUGUCUGAAACUGUCAAAUUCUAACAAUAAAAGCUGAAUUUCUGUCCCCAA